UGUAAACGAUUUAAAUGAUUAAAUGAAAAAUAUUUAGGCAGUGAAUGAAGAGCAAGUGACCAGCUUGAUUGGAUAUGAUGUCGCCAUUUUGUGAAUUCUUGAUGGAAAUAUGGGAUUAGAGUCGGUGGAAGAAAGCAUGUGAAAGGCUCUACAAGGGAGUUUCAUGUCGCAUCUUUUAACUAGAAUCGAAGGAGGUCUGUGAGUGAAAGAUGCCUUUGAUAAAGCGUAUAGUCGAGCCAGUCCAUGUGAGUAAUGUAGGGGUACACCCAGGUGUAAGGAAUGAGUUAGAAUGUGUAGCAAACAACACACUAGCUAAUACUAUUCGCCAGUUGAGCAGCUUGAGCAAACAUGCUGAGGACCUGUUCACUGAGCUGUUUUCAGAAGCCUCUUCUGUGUACAACAGACUUAACCACUUGCAGUCUCGCAUGGAGGAUGUACACAGAAAGGUGAAACAAUUGGAUGCCACUGUUGAAGAAGUGUCAUUACAAGAUAUACAUCUUCGCAAACCUUACCGAAGCAAUAUUGCCCCUGAUCAACAAGUUGUUUCAAGUUCAACCAUGCCAAAUGCUAUGCGGAUCACUUACCACCAGUGUGACAGGGCUCCAGCUUUGGAAAAACUAGACAGAUUUCGGGAGGAUGGAAAAGAUAGUAUCAAAUUUUAUACAGAUUCUCAUUUCUUUGUUGAUUUCUGGUAUGCUGAGAUGCAAAAGGAUAUUGAACAGAAAAAGACAGAAAUUAAAGCAAGAAAAAAGAGAAGUGUUAUUUUCAGUGCAACUUCUAAGCGUCCCAAAAUACAAGAAGCCCGGCAUAUUCGCCCUGUAAAAACCAAGAAAGACGAGUAUCAGAAAAUGGCUCUAGGUGUAGAAUUUAGUGAUUAUCAAACUCCUAAUAUUCAUGGCCCUGUCCAAGGUAAAGGCCAUCAUCGCAGAGGGCAGCCACACCAAGGCCACCCACAACAGCCGUAUCAACAGCGCCCCGAUAGCCUUGAGAUAGCUUCGACUCCGACUGGUAGUAUGGGAAUCCCAGAAAUGCUGUACGAUAUGACCAACCCUGAUGUCAUUCCGAAUGGUUAUGCUAGUCAGAUGAAUGGACCGUAUUCGAUGGUGAAUCACACUCCCGGAGGAGAGAACCUGACUCCUGAACACUCAGCAGGGCUUCCAAAUCGAAACAAUGUACAAUAUAUGCAAGGCAAUCAAAUGUCUCCUUCUCAUGCUGUGGGGCACCAUGGAAGAUCCACUGCACGUGCUCAGAACCUGAACAGUGCUAGACCAUCCAGGCCGCCCCCUGAUCCUCCUUCAAUGCCGGGUACACCGAAGCACGAUCCAAUAAGGAACAGUCCAAUUGUGAGAGAGAGUCUUCCUCCACCGCCUCUCCCACCUGAUCAACUCGAUGAGCUGUCCGACAGCUACCCAGGAAGUCCUGACACGACUCCUAAGCACGUCUCCUCGAAGACACAGAAUUACACGGAUAUCAACAGUGGUUCACCGGCACGAAGCAGUGACUCGCCAAGCCGUCACCCGCCCUACGGGAAUCAAAACCGGACUCCCGACAGCGUGGAGUUUCCCCUACCCCCGUCGCCACCUAGCACCCAUUCCUCCGGCACACCGGUCAGCUUGGAUUCAAUGCCGCCGCCCCCGUCUCCUCCGCCACCACCACCACCACCCCCUCUGCUGCCGGUUGGUGGGGCUCAAACUUCGAAUUUAUCUGUUGUUAUGCAACCAGAUGCUGUGUCCAUUUCAUCCACCACAAGUUCAUUAACCACAACUUCUCUUGGUUCGGCCGGCAAAGUAGAAGACAUCCUGAAGCCAGCCACUGGACAAGAUCGCAGUGCACUCCUCGAAGAGAUCAGACUUGGCGAAUGGUACAAGAAAUUACGCCGUGUUGAAGACCGUAAAAAACAAGAACAACAGAAACGACAACCACAGGGAGGCAGGUUCGAUGUUCAAGCGAUCAUGGAUCGAGCAAUAGAAAUCCGGAGGAAAGUUCUUGAAGCUAGUGAUAGUGAAGAAGAAGCAUUUUCCGACGAAAACGAAUGGGAUUCUGAUUAACGAUAACGACGAUGAUAAUAAUAAUAAUAAUAAGGAUAAUAAUAAUAAUAAUAAUGAUGAUGAUGACGAUGAUAAUGAUGAUAAUUAUAAUAACAACAAACAGCAAACAAAACGACGAAAGAUUUCAAAUAAUAGACCCUCUCCCCUUUCCCCUGCUCUGCCCCCACUGGAAAAAGAAAAACAAAUUAUACAAAGCAAAUACAAAUACGCACAUAUAUUAUAUACACAUACAUGCAUGCUUACCAACAUACACAUACACGCACAAGUACACACAUACACAUUCAGUUGGGUGCAUAUACCACAGAUAUCCAUUGUAUCUUUGUCCUUUUCCAUGUGAACUUGGAUCGAAAGUGUUAUUACAAUGACCACCACCACCACUAUUACUAUGAUUAAACAAUGGAUUUGUCCUGCUCCUAUUAUUUUUAUCAUUAUUAUUAUUACUAUUAUAUACAUAUAUAUAUAUAUAUAUAUAUAUAAAAUUUUAUUUUGGCAUUGCUGUUGCGUACUAUUAAAAAAAAAACUACAAGUACUUCUUACAUGGCUUUCAUACCCUUGACUUCGAUUUAUGUAUGAUGGUGUCUACCUACCUACCUACCUACCUACCUAUCUACUUACCUACCAAUCUGUCUAUUUAUCUAUCUAUCUAUCUAUCUGAGUGAUCGAUUGAUCUAUCUAUCGAUCCAUCCUAUUGGAACGCUCCACUGGUUGCAAUUUGCAUUUAUUUAUAUAUUUUUUUUUUUUACUCUCCCGUGCUCCUUCUCUCCUCCUCUCGUUCUCCACUUCUUCGUUCCUCCUUCCUUCCCACCCCUCAACAAUAGCCAACACAUUUUCGAUGAUUCGAUUCGUAAGAAAAACAACCUCUCCACCAACACGUACAUGUACACACACACACACACACACUAGUUCUCCACAGUAUUCUUCGAAGAGAAAGUUUUUUUUUUUUUUUUGUACAGUAACAAUGAACUUGAAGAAACUAGAAAGCAAGAAAGAAAGAAAGAAAGAAAAGGAAAAAGAAGCAAGCUACUGAAGGGAUCAACUCUGCACUUGUUGUUGUUGUUUUUGUUGCUGUUGUCAUUUAAUCUUUUGAGAACAAAUGAAGCUCCCCUGCCCCCCCCUCUUGCUCCACACCUCCACACAGUGAAAAAGAAGAAAAAAGGAAGGAAGCAAAGAGACAAAAAAAAAAAAAAGAAAGAAUAUUCAGAUAAAAAUUACAAACCAACCAAAC
Octopus bimaculoides (California two-spot octopus) is the source of this 3273-nucleotide messenger RNA. RefSeq lists its product as uncharacterized. Gene Ontology annotation, molecular function: actin binding; Arp2/3 complex binding; protein kinase A regulatory subunit binding. Gene Ontology annotation, cellular component: SCAR complex; cytoskeleton. Lineage: Eukaryota; Metazoa; Mollusca; Cephalopoda; Octopoda; Octopodidae. The record is from RefSeq and is a predicted model, not a curated record. Gene Ontology annotation, biological process: actin cytoskeleton organization; positive regulation of Arp2/3 complex-mediated actin nucleation.